This is a messenger RNA of Diorhabda carinulata, 1202 nucleotides long. RefSeq names its product 39S ribosomal protein L1, mitochondrial (gene mRpL1). The record is from RefSeq and is a predicted model, not a curated record. The transcript has 6 exons. Bases 110 to 1165 code for a protein of 351 amino acids. NCBI's taxonomy places the organism in Eukaryota, Metazoa, Arthropoda, Insecta, Coleoptera, Chrysomelidae.
ACACAACCAUUUGAAUGUAGUUAGCUCCGACUCGAGCUAACAAUUUGUCAUAAAAAAGAAGAAGUAUUUGAGGGUUAAAUAAAUAUAUAUAAACUUUUUUAUAUAUAAUAUGAAUUUUCUUUCUUUAAGAACUGCGCAAAUUUGUCUAUAUCAAUCGGUAUACAGUAACAUUUUAAAAGCAUCACCUGAAUCGGUCAAUUCUAUACAAGCACGAUGUUAUGCCGCAAGAAAAGGUACAAGAGAAAGAAGGAAUAAAGCCAAAGUAAAAGUAGAAGUAAAAAAAGUUGGCUUUAUACCGCUUAAUCAAAGAAACAAGGCAAAAUUUCUAGCUAGUCGACAAAAGUUGAAAUUUGACGAUUCAGAUAAACGAGAUCCUGUAGAUGACGUAUUUGUUUGUAAAUAUUAUAAAUGGAUAGCUUAUCCUUUCCAAGAAGCAGUGAAAUGCCAUCAAGAAGUACACCAUCCAGAAAUAUAUAAUAGACCAGAGGCGAACCUCAAUGUUUCUAUUGAGUUAAAUAUGGAAGGUGAAAAGAAGACUCGUUUUUUAGACAACUUUACGAGAAUCGUAGCAAUGCCCCACAAAUUCGAUCAAGAAAUAUCACGUUCUGUAGCAGCUUUUAGCAAAACACCAGAAAAUCAACAAUUAGCAUUAGACGCUGGCGCCGGAUUAUCCGGAGGUGUGGAAACUAUAAAAAAAAUACAAAACGGCGAAAUAGCAAUGACAGAUUUUAAAUACGUCGUCGCUCAUCCCGAUAUUCUACCAGAACUUGUAGUGCUAAGGGGUUUAUUAAAAAGGAAAUUUCCCAGUCCGAAAAAUGGUAGUUUGGACGUCGAUUUAAAAUCAGCGGUAGAUAAAUUUUUAUACGGUAUCACUUAUACCGCUGUCAAAGAUGAAUAUGAGAAAGAUUUCGGGUUGAUUCAAGUCGUUAUUGGAAAUCUGACUAUGGAACCAAAACAGCUGGAAGAGAAUUUCGCAGCCCUAAUUCGAGAUGUUCAUUCAAUGAGGCCUAAAAGGCAAGGUACAUUCAUCUCCAGAUGUUUGUUGUGGACUAAUUAUUCUUCGGAAAAAUUGAAAGUCAAUCAUAACGUCUACAUCGAAGAUGAUGAAUCUACUAAAAAAGACACAACAGAAGAAGAGGAAGAUGCAGAACGAAUAGCUUUGUAAUAUAUACACGUUUAGAUAAUAAAAUCGUUCGGUAUUU